Molecule: messenger RNA, 2061 nt
Organism: Lottia gigantea (owl limpet)
Lineage: Eukaryota; Metazoa; Mollusca; Gastropoda; Lottiidae
Exons: 11
Coding region: 1-2061 (686 amino acids)
Biological process (GO): activation of GTPase activity
Cellular component (GO): early endosome
Molecular function (GO): GTPase activator activity
Source: RefSeq, a predicted model, not a curated record
AUGUCGUUCAGUACUAUAUUUCGGAAGGCUACAAAUUUACUUGGAAUCGGAACGGAGGAGGUGAAGUCUCCGCCACUAGAUGGCGAGAUUAUUUAUUGUAAAAACAACGUCUGUGUUCAUCCGCCUGCUCCGUUAACUCUAGAAGUAGAACAUCAUCCUGGUUACCUGACUAUUAGAGCUCAACAAGAUGAGGUAAAGGGUCCAACGUUGGUUUUAACAUGGAUACCCAACGCAUCUUUAAAGAAAAACCCUCAAAGCAUCGAGAGUAGCCCAGCCAUUAAACCACCAAAAGUAUUAACUCCAAGAUCUAGUCCACGUAAAACACCAAAACAAGAAUUCGCUAAACCAGAAGGGGACAUUACUCCAUCGGAUAUCGAUUCCCCAGAUCAGACUUCCUCCUACCUCAAAAACAACCAAUCAACUGCUGCCAAAUCGUACAAACAGAGUGUUGAUAAUACGAGUUUUAGUUCGGAUAGUGUGUCCGUCUGCUCACAUGAAGAAUCUCUCAGUAUGGAAAGUUGGACAGCUCAGUUUGAUGAAGCUGGAACAAGUGACAAAGUGAAAUUGAGUUCUAGGUCCCCUACAAUGGAGGAUUCUACGCGUUCCAUGUCAACGAGUAGUACUGGAUCUAUUUCCUUCUCUCAUAACUUAACAUUUCCUGAAAACUCUGUUACGUAUAGUAGCAGUCGAAAAGAAAAGAAAACGGCCAAAGAACAAGUUUGUGGAGUAUUUUCUGUUGAUUUAGGUCAGAUGAGAUCUCUACGUCUAUUCUACAGUGAUAAUCAAUGUACGAAGGGUCAGGUGGUCAUCGCUAGUCGAGAAUCUCAAUAUAAAAUAUUACACUUCCACAGCGGGGGUCUGGAAAAACUGGCAGAAAUAUUUGAAGAGUGGAAUCUAUUUAGGAAAGCUAGGACGAGAGACAGUGAUACUCCUUAUCGUCAGUUCUUAGUAAUGAAACCCCAGGUGACAGAUGAUCAGUGUCACCCUGAAGAGGGUGUGUUUCCCAGGGUAACAGAAGACGUCUGGCAGGCUCAUAUGAUGGAUGAUGGUAUUAUAGAAGAUGAUUAUCAACUUAGAAAGGCAGUUUUUUUUGGAGGUUUAGACCCGUUAUUACGACAUGAAGCUUGGCCAUUUCUACUCAAAUUCUACCCGUUUAGUUCAACUUUUGAAGAUCGUGAGAAAAUACGAAAUGAUAAAUAUAUACAAUAUCAUAAUAUCAGAAAAGAAAGGGAAUCAAUGCCAGAGAAGGAAGCUGAGAAGUUCUGGAAGACGAUACAAUGUACAGUAGAGAAAGACGUAGUUCGUACAGAUAGAAGUCAUCGUUAUUUCAGGGGUGAACAUAAUCCUAAUAUAGAAAUACUGAAGAAUAUAUUAUUAAACUACGCGGUGGCCCAUCCUACAAUGGGGUAUACCCAGGGUAUGUCUGAUCUAUUAUCACCAGUACUCGCUGAGAUUCAACAUGAAGUCUACGCUUACUGGUGUUUUGAGGGUUUAAUGCAGCGUACGAUAUUUGUUAGUUCACCUCGUGAUAGUGAUAUGGAUAAACAACUGAAUUAUCUAAGAGAGCUGUUACGUCUGAUGGUACCAAAAUUUUAUCAACAUUUAAAAAAACUUGGUGAUGAUGCUUUAGAACUGUUGUUUUGUCACAGAUGGAUAUUGUUGUGUUUUAAACGAGAAUUCAGUGAACGAGAUGCGUUGGUAAUCUGGGAGGUCUGCUGGUCUCAUUAUCAGACGGACUAUUUCCACCUAUUUAUCUGCGUGGCUAUUGUCUGUAUCUAUGGUGACGAUGUCGUGGAACAGAAUUUACCGGCUGAUGAAAUUCUCCUCCAUUUUAGUAGUUUAGCUUUACAUAUGAACGGACAGGUCGUGCUGAAAAAGGCUCGAGGUUUGUUACAUCAAUAUAGAAAACGUCGGAAGAUUCCCUGUACUUUACACGGACUCUGUACCCACUGUGAUCCGGGAAUGUGGGACAGUGGACACGUACCAACUGUAGAAUGUAUUGGACACCCUGGAGACACGCCCUGUCCCUAUUCCAGCACCCCCAACUCUCCUGAAGAUUAA